Aegilops tauschii subsp. strangulata is the source of this 792-nucleotide messenger RNA. The record is from RefSeq and is a predicted model, not a curated record. Lineage: Eukaryota; Viridiplantae; Streptophyta; Magnoliopsida; Poales; Poaceae.
AUGGCACCUAAGAAUAAGAAGUUUGGUCCUUCGGCCCACCCAUCCACCUCGAAGGCUCUGCCGCCCGCAGCCUCUAAUGCUAUGGGGGAUGCAGAGAUGAGCGAGGACGUGAGCGCUACUGGGGGCGUGGUUGGAGCGGGUGGUGCCAUCACCACUUCCCCCGCGGCCGGCACGGGGACUGAAGAUGUCGGAGGAGAACAACAUCAGCAACGCCUUGGCGGUCACGCUCCACAAGGUCUAGGCGAGGAGGUUGCUCCGUCUGCAGCCUCUCCUCCCACCGACGGGCACAACCACAACAACGGUACUCGGUCCGAGGUGAACCAUCGCCCUCCGGCCGCCCCAACCGCGGGAGCGACCGCAGCCCAUGUGCGUCCUCCCGGACGAGUCGACCAGACCGCUGCGCUCAACGGAGCCGGUGACCCUCGAGCACCACCACCGCGCGACCCUGCUGCCAGGGUGGUCCUCCCACAGCUAUGUGGACGCGGCACCCCCACUGUCGCCACCGCUGGCACCAUCAGGAGCCGGGCGACGAUGCGGUCGACGUCAUCAACACCUAUGCCAAGCAUAGCCACGGAGGCUAUGGCGCGAGCUCAGUUGUUGCUGCUGUUUCCGCCAGCGGCCGAGCUGCCACCAUCCAAAGCCUGCUCGGUUUCGCCGAAGCUGGGGGCUCACGGGGAGCUGGCCCACCACGACCUCCCCAAGCGACAGCAACCGCCCGUACUGCUGGCCGAAUGGAGGGGGCCGUCCCCACGGUGUCGUCCCCACCACGGCAGCCGACGCGGGCGCAGCUGA